This is a messenger RNA of Lineus longissimus, 1816 nucleotides long. RefSeq names its product E3 ubiquitin-protein ligase TRIM63-like. Gene Ontology annotation, molecular function: ubiquitin protein ligase activity; zinc ion binding. Bases 61 to 1467 code for a protein of 468 amino acids. Lineage: Eukaryota; Metazoa; Nemertea; Pilidiophora; Heteronemertea; Lineidae. The record is from RefSeq and is a predicted model, not a curated record. The transcript has 2 exons. Gene Ontology annotation, biological process: protein monoubiquitination.
CAGGAAGGUAGUCGUAUAGUAUUGAUAAUUCUAGCAGUAAUACACUGCUGACUGUUCCCAAUGAGCUCGAAAAACGAAGAGUUGGUUCCCUCCCGAACCCGUAAACCCUACACGAAAACCGUGCGUAUGCAUGGAUUUACUGUAACCGCCGAUAUCAGACCCGGGUCGCCUCCUCAUUCACGCGCUACCUCCUCUCCGGUGUGCCGACCGACGGAUUCGUCCGAUUCUAGGUCACAGGGACCCUCAAAUCGUAAGGGCCAACAACAAGGCAGCAAGAUGUCUGGCGCAAAAGCUCUCCCAGAUAUUGAAAAGGAACUGGAGUGUUCAAUCUGUUGCGACAUGAAAACUGCCCCAAAGAUCGUUGGGCAAUGCUACCAUACCUUCUGCAGGGACUGCCUCGUGGAGUACAUCAAGUCACGCAAGAGCAAGGGCAAGACGAAGACUAACUCCUUUCCAUGUCCGCAUUGCCGCUCGCGAUGUCCGCUGCCGAGUGAAGGCGCGGAUGGUUUAAAGGACGACUUUACGGCUGCGAAUAUCAUCGAGCAUUUGAAAGCGGCUGAAUCCAAAGCGGCUUGGGCAGCCCCGCCGAUGCUAGGAUGCCGCGAUUGCAAGGUGAAGGGGACGGCAACGGAUGCCUCGUUUGUCUGCGACGCGUGUGAUUUCGAUCUCUGCGAGGAGUGUAAGGAUCAUCACUUGAUCAAAACACUUCCGCAAGGGGACCAUUACAUCUACCAGAUUUGUUCCGACCAUCGGAGGCGGAUGAAACACUACUGCGCCAACUGUAAUACGCUGGUGUGCGCCGAGUGCAUGGAGAGUCACGAAUCGAACGCUUCCUGUCAGAUUGAGCCGUACAAGAAUGUCAUCUCGUACAUGUUAGCGGACGUCGUGGCCGAAGUGGAAGCAGUGGUGACCCUGAAACAAACAGUGAGCAAUCAGGUUGCGAAAGCCCUGGAGUCUGCGGAAGAAACCGAAAAAAAGGGUAAAGAACUACGCAAGCAAAUUUUUCCGGGACUUAACGCUGUUCGUAAUGAAGUAGAAGUGAUGGACCUUGAGCUAAAAAGGCUGAUGACCAGCAGGCAAAAGAAGAAAGCAGAGGAGAAAAAGUUGGAGAAUCUUCUGAAGGAUAUCGAAAAGUGUUGCGAGGAAAACUCCACCGAGACCACAACCUAUCGGACAACCUUAUCAACCGAAAGUGCCCGGAUUGACCAAGCAAAGCAGUCGAUUUCAGAGCUGCAGGAAGCCAAGUUACUUGGCGAACAUCACAAGGAACAGGUUACACAGUGUCAGACAACAAUGAAAGCAGUGUUGUUGUCUCUUGAUGGACUCUCCAAGUCUGUGAAGGCUGCAGAGACUCGCCAUCUCCCGGAUUAUCCUGAAGCUAGCACAUCCUUGAAGUCUUUCCUUGACAAUGGCCUGUUCUCAAGUCUUAAGGCAAAGUGCUCCCCAGAUAAGACCAGGCAUACAUAAAAGGAAGUGACUACUUGGCAAGCCCGGCUUACCAAACAGCGACUUUUUCUUGUCCUGAAUGGAGAGCCGAACUCAUUAAUAUUAAAGUAAAGUCUCCAGCUCGCCAAACAGGGUAGAUUUUUUACCUGUUUGGCAAGCCCGGCUGGCCGAACAGAGUGGCUUUUUAGUGCUGUUUGGCAAGCGGCUCUCCCAACGGGACAAAAAAAGAUGCCUGUUCGGCAAGCGGCUUGCCAAAUAGACCCGGCCAAAAUUUUAACAACAUUUUUCAGAUAAUUAUAUAUGCUUGCAAAUAAUUGACAGUAUUAUAUUGACGCAAAGAUUUUGUCCGAAGAUACGUUAGCAACUCAUU